Molecule: messenger RNA, 303 nt
Organism: Striga asiatica
Lineage: Eukaryota; Viridiplantae; Streptophyta; Magnoliopsida; Lamiales; Orobanchaceae
Source: the annotation of a GenBank genome assembly
ACUGAGAGAACAAAGUGGACUAAAGGCCAAGAAGAGGAGAGGAAGCGGAAGCUAAUAACGCUUACCGCAAAGAAUGAUUUCUAUGAGCAGGGUUGGUUUGGCUAUACCGACACCCAGAAAGCAAGCUACGUUAGGACAAGACGCGGGGAGUGCGGUCUUACCUACUGGGGGGAAUUCUGCGGGGGCAGAGUGUGCCAUCACCUGUGUGAGCAUUUCUUCCUAUCGCUAAGUCAUGAAAAGACUCCUCCUAAGCUUUGGUCAAUCCCUAAGGGAAGAAGACGAGAAAGAAAGGGAAAUAUCUAA